UCCAACAGUACUCACAUUCAUCCACAACACAUUGAACCUCGUCUGCCCACCACUUGAGCUCCAUUUAUCACCAUGCGAUCGAUAGUCAACCUUGUUCCUCUCGUACUCCUGUCCCUCAGCCUUAUCAAUGCCGCCCCUGUGGAGGUUCCUGGAGUUGUCGUUCCCCCGGAAGCCCCCAACAAGUCGGUUCACGAGGAGCCAAUUGACCCCAAUGAUAUCACUGCGCCGUAUCCCGUCAACAAGGGCUACAUCUCCAACGGCGAGAUCAAUGAGCCUCCACCAAAGCCUUUCACUCCUGCCGGCGGCCUCGCACUGGAUGAGACCCCCAUCUACCACCCGCUCUCUGACUUCGACUUUCAGUCGCUUAACCUUGCCCUUUACACCGAAUGGAUUGAGCUUGAUCUAUUCCGGUUCGCUCUAGAAAAGUUCUCGCUUGAGGACUUUGAGGAGGCCGGCUUGAACAAAGCCGAUAGAGCACUCGUCGCCUACAUGGCGGAUCAGGAGGUUGGCCACGCUACCAACGUCUACAACAUGCUCGGCCCUGCAGCGGCCAAGCCCUGCAAGUACCAGUAUCCGUUCCAGACAGUCAGGGAGUUUAUUACCUUUAGUAAGCAACUCACACGGGUUGGCGAGGCCGGUGUCGCUGGCUUCCUUGAGCACCUCGACUCGCGGGCGUCGGCGCAGCUGCUGCUACAGACGGUCACUACUGAGGCACGCCAGCAGAUGGUCUUCCGCCAAUUUGAGGGUCUUUUCCCAAUGCCAGUAUGGUUCCAGACAGCCAUCACGCAGAGCAUGCAGUGGACAUUGCAAGCACGCUACAUUGUUUCCUGCCCCGAGAUCAAUCACAAGCAUCCUCUGAUCUGGCAGGUGUUCCCCGCGCUGUAUAUCACCAAUAACCCUAACAGCACUGACCCGAACUUUGGCCCCGCCAUCUCGACCGAGCGUCCAGCACUCAGUUACCCCGGACGGGAGGUCGAGUUCGAGUUUGAGACCCCUGGCAAGAAGGUGGGCCCUGACGGUAGAUACACCACCACCAGCACCGCCGGCGCACCCAAAUUUGUUGCAUGGAUCAGCCAGCUUAACGUCACGUACACGCCACUUGAGGGCGUCGAGAUGUUCAACUCCGACGGCUUCGACGUCGGUAAAGCCACCACAAAGCAGCCCGACGUGCCUGACCUGUAUCCGGGCCUCACCACUGAAGGCCAACCAGUCAUCAACGGAACAGUGUUUGUUGCGCUCGUUGACGAUGACGUCUUUGUCACGCCCUCAAACUUGACUGAAUUGAAUUCGCACGUAGUUGCCGGCCCUGCUCUCUAUCAAUCUGGUUAAAAUGGACAAUUCAUCCUGUAUCAAUCAAACGAUAAUAUGGACCUAAUAAAACAGUUCGGCAUGAACGUUUUAAUACAUAUUAACGCUUCAAAAAAACAUAUCACGAAACAUUUGCAUACAAAGGCAAUUAAAACAGAUGAUAAGAUGUUGA
This is a messenger RNA of Gamsiella multidivaricata, 1480 nucleotides long. RefSeq names its product ferritin-like domain-containing protein. The coding region runs from base 73 to 1329 and encodes 418 amino acids. The transcript has a single exon. NCBI's taxonomy places the organism in Eukaryota, Fungi, Mortierellomycota, Mortierellomycetes, Mortierellales, Mortierellaceae. The record is from RefSeq and is a predicted model, not a curated record.